AAAUAUUGCAUUUGAAAAUAUAUUAUAUAUAUAUAUAUAUAUUAUAUUUUUAUAUGGCCUUAUAGAUUUAAAAAUAUAUAGUAGCUGCAAGGUGUGCUCGUUAGUCUUGAGGCAUAAAAUUCCAACACCCAAAUCACUCCCUCCAUUUCUGUUAUUUUUUCAUAUCAAAAUGGGCGCAUUCCUUCUUACUCUCUUCCUUCACCAUCCAUUCUUUAUUUUGUUGUCAGUGUCUAUCUACAUACUUCUAAUAAUUCUAAGCCGUCUCUAUCGAGUUGCUAAGUUUUCCGGCAACGGCCAUGGCCCUCCAAGUUACCCUUUUAUAGGGUGCUUGCUUUCCUUCUAUAGGAACCGAUACCGCCUGUUGGACUGGUACACUGAACUCCUCGCAGAGUCACCCACCAACACCAUCGUGGUGCAACGGUUCGGUGCUCGCCGGACCAUCAUCACAGCCAACGCGGAGAACGUUGAGUACAUGCUCAAAACAAAUUUCAACAACUUCCCAAAAGGAAGACCUUUCACUGAAAUACUUGGGGACUUUCUUGGCUUUGGUAUAUUCAAUGUGGAUGGAGAGCUAUGGCGCACCCAACGCAAGCUUGUCAGCCAUGAAUUUAGCACCAAGUCUCUGCGAGAAUAUGUCAUGAACACGUUGCAGGAAGAAGUAGAGAACCGGUUAAUGCCUGUCAUGGAAUCCCUGGCAGCUGCAGCUCAAGAAGUAGACUUACAAGACCUCCUAAGAAGAUUUGCAUUCAAUGUGAUUUGUAAGGUUUCUUUGGGGAUUGAUCGCUGUUGCUUGGAUCCUUCUGAAUCUGCCUCGCCGCUACCAAGAGCUUUCGAUGCUGCGUCGGGUAUAUCUGCUCAGCGUGGCGCUGCACCCUCGUUUAUGAUUUGGAAGACUAAGAGAUGGCUUGGAAUUGGAUCGGAGAGAAAGCUAAAAGCUGCUGUUAAAGAAGUCCAUGCCUAUGUUAUGGAAAUAAUUCAUACCAGGAAGAAGGAGAUCGAAGAAGGAGAAUUCGUUGGUGAAGAUCUCUUAACAAGGCUAAUAACGGCCAGGCAUGAUGAGGAGGUGACUAGGGAUAUGGUUAUAAGCUUUAUCAUGGCAGGGAGGGACACAACUUCAGCAGCAAUGACAUGGCUAUUCUGGCUACUUUCUUGCCAUCCAAAUGCGGAGAAGGAAGUUGUGAAUGAGAUCAAGGCUGUGGAGCAAGAAGGAAUGCUAAGUUAUGAAUCUUUGCAUGAGUUGAAGAUGUUAAAGGCAUGCCUUUGUGAGUCCAUGAGGCUUUACCCGCCAAUAGCAUGGGACUCAAAGCAUGCCAUAACCGACGAUUUGUUGCCGGAUAGCACUCAAGUUCGGGCCGGAGAUAGGGUGACCUACUUCCCCUAUGGGAUGGGGAGAAUGGAAGCGUUGUGGGGGAAAGAUUGGAUGGAGUUCAAGCCAGAUCGAUGGUUCCUUGAACCGGACAAGGAAAGAGGAGAACUAAAGGAGGUAUGUCCUUACAAGUUUCCAAUUUUCCAGGCAGGUCCAAGGAUCUGUAUUGGGAAGAAAAUGGCAUUUAUUCAAAUGAAAUAUGUGGUGGCUUCUAUUCUCAGGGAGUUCGAAAUCAGACCGGUCGGUUCAAAUAGGCCGGUCUUCGUGCCGCUCCUGACAGCCCACAUGGCCGGCGGUUUAAAUGUUUCGGUUAGGAAGAGGAAGACUGACUAAUUAAGAUGGAACCUAAACAACUCAUUAAAAUAGUUCGGAGUCAAUGGUUUUGAUUCAAGUUUUGUUGGAUGGCAUAACAUGCCAAUAUGCCUUUAUUGUUAAUAUAAAUGCAAGAUAUUGUUAUGUACAACAAUCAUAUGUACAAAAAUCAUGGAAGUAAACUAUGUACACAUCUAC
Molecule: messenger RNA, 1876 nt
Organism: Ziziphus jujuba (common jujube)
Lineage: Eukaryota; Viridiplantae; Streptophyta; Magnoliopsida; Rosales; Rhamnaceae
Product: cytochrome P450 94B3
Exons: 1
Coding region: 170-1699 (509 amino acids)
Molecular function (GO): oxidoreductase activity, acting on paired donors, with incorporation or reduction of molecular oxygen; iron ion binding; monooxygenase activity
Source: RefSeq, a predicted model, not a curated record